This is a messenger RNA of Sesamum indicum (sesame), 1193 nucleotides long. Its product is annotated as 2-C-methyl-D-erythritol 4-phosphate cytidylyltransferase, chloroplastic. Gene Ontology annotation, biological process: isoprenoid biosynthetic process. Lineage: Eukaryota; Viridiplantae; Streptophyta; Magnoliopsida; Lamiales; Pedaliaceae. Gene Ontology annotation, molecular function: 2-C-methyl-D-erythritol 4-phosphate cytidylyltransferase activity. The record is from RefSeq and is a predicted model, not a curated record.
GCUCCUAAAAACAAUUCUCUUUGGUGAACUUUUUGUCCUCUCUGUGUGUGAUGUGCGUGUAAGUUCAUUCAGUGGCACACCGAACUCUCUUCUGCAAGGGAAGUGAGGAAGAACAAAGAUGUCAACACUUGAAUUGAGCACUUCACUCUCUCAUUCUUCAUUUUCUUCCCCCCCUUCUUCUUCUUUUCCACUCUUCUUGGGAAAUGGUUUCCGGGUUCCCAUCAAAUUCCGCCCUUCACUUCCUAACAAGUUCAAGAACUGUUGUGUUUCUGUUAGAUAUAGUGAAAAGUUCAGAUCUUUGGAGAACCCAAGAUUGUUUAGAAUCAGUUGUUCUGCAGAGGGUGCAGUGGUAUGUGGCUCUGAAGUAGUGGUUAAAGAGAAGAGUGUUUCUGUUAUUCUGCUUGCAGGUGGAAAGGGUAAAAGAAUGGGUGCAAGCAUGCCAAAGCAGUAUCUUCCACUUCUGGGCCAACCAAUUGCUUUGUACAGUUUCUACACUUUCUCAAAGAUGCCUGAAGUGAAGGAAAUUGUUGUAGUAUGUGAUCCUUCUUAUCAAGACAUUUUUGAAGAUGCCAAAGAGAAUAUCCACAUAGACAUGAAAUUUGCAUUACCUGGAAAGGAGAGACAAGAUUCUGUAUACAGUGGAUUAGAGGCUAUUGAUUCAGAUUCUGAGCUAGUCUGCAUACAUGAUUCUGCUAGACCUCUGGUGUUAGCUGGAGAUGUAGCAAAGGUCCUAAAAGACGGUCAACGUGUAGGCGCGGCUGUUCUUGGUGUUCCUGCUAAAGCUACAAUCAAAGAGGCAAACAGUGACUCUUUUGUCGUAAAAACUCUGGACCGGAAAACUCUCUGGGAAAUGCAAACCCCCCAGGUUAUCAGGCCUGACUUGCUUAAGAAAGGAUUUGAACUCGUUAAUAGGGAAGGACUUGAAGUCACCGACGAUGUAUCAAUCGUCGAGCACCUUAGGCAUCCUGUUUACAUUACUGAAGGAUCUUACACCAACAUCAAGGUUACAACCCCGGAUGAUUUAUUACUUGCUGAGAGAAUAUUGAACACUGCGGCUUGAGAUUUUCUAACCAGUAAUUCCUUAACUUCCAAAAGGUGUAACAAAGUUUUUGUAUGUUAUUGUGGUGAGGUCCUGUCAGAACGCAUGUCAAAUUUUGAAUUUUUACUUUUUUUUUAUGUAUUAUUUGCAUAAA